Molecule: messenger RNA, 255 nt
Organism: Echinostoma caproni
Lineage: Eukaryota; Metazoa; Platyhelminthes; Trematoda; Plagiorchiida; Echinostomatidae
Source: the annotation of a GenBank genome assembly
AUGGGAAAACUGACACCUACUCAAUCGCGUCCGCAGUCACGACGUGUGUUUGUUCAUAAGGAUCUGGCCCACUGCACUCACGUCUGGGUUCGAUUCGAUGGUGUCCGAAAACCUCUUCACCCGCCCUACGAUGGUCCCUCCAAAGUGGUCCGUCGUGAAUCUAAGUUCUUUAUUAUCGAUCGCAAUGGUAAAAGGGAUAGCGUUUCCCUGGAUCGACUGAAACCUGCCUAUCCAGAUCCCCUUUGCGACUCUUAA